Fusarium redolens is the source of this 888-nucleotide messenger RNA. RefSeq lists its product as uncharacterized. The record is from RefSeq and is a predicted model, not a curated record. Lineage: Eukaryota; Fungi; Ascomycota; Sordariomycetes; Hypocreales; Nectriaceae. The coding region runs from base 327 to 584 and encodes 85 amino acids. The transcript has a single exon.
GGACUUUCUAGAACUCAAGUCCUAGAAGGAACCAGUCGAAGAUAUAAGGUCUCAAAGGUCCUUCGAUUGCGACAGAAAAAAGGAAUACACACGAUUCACCUUAAUAUCUGACACAUGUCUACUCCCGCUCCCUUCCCCAUUGGUCCCUCGAACCCUCUCGAGACCCAGACGAACGCGGGCAGUGAUAUGUCCCUGAUGCUUUUUCGUCCAGCCAGACUGCCCGUCCAGGUUUGCCUAUCAGGACCAGCAUCGUAUUAAGGGACUCAUCGCAGAGGGAUUGGCGAGGGUCUUCUUACCUGCCCCGUCCUGGAUUCUGACACCCGAGUAUGCGCAACUUCGGUCGGACCCCGACAACCACUCCAGAUGCAUCUUCUUCAGCCUCAACCUUUUCCAUCUACAAUCAACAAGUCGUUGCAUCAGAAUGGACCGAGCAAUGGUUCUUCAUGAACGGUCGUGUUCACUCGUACGCCCUGACCUGGGAGGUUGAACAGCGAGAUGGUCUCGAGUCGGACACUGGCGCCAUCACACAAUACACAAUUCCGGUCCUUAUUGUCAAAGUGAGUAGGGAGAUGUCAUGCGUGUGAGGGUUAUUGAGAGUCAAAUUUUGGCCUAGAUCACUGCUCAAGUCAAGAGGACGAAGGUCUCAGUUAUAUACAAAACAGUGGUGUUCAAGUGGGUCGGGACGCCUCCUCGGCUGGGACGGAAUAUCGUUUGACACUUAUCAUCCGUGAUCAGGGCUACCAUCCGUAAGCAUGCUCCACCUGUGCGCCCACCACUUCCUGUCCCGCCCUCUACUCCUACGUCUGCAUCGCUCGAACCGAGUACUCCGCCGGCCAAGCGAACAAUCCCUGACUAUGGCCAGACCCCUACGAAGAAACAACACCUGUC